Molecule: messenger RNA, 1376 nt
Organism: Culex pipiens pallens (northern house mosquito)
Lineage: Eukaryota; Metazoa; Arthropoda; Insecta; Diptera; Culicidae
Exons: 3
Coding region: 138-539 (133 amino acids)
Source: RefSeq, a predicted model, not a curated record
GGUUUCAUGAGUUGAAUGAACUUCUUGUUCGAAAAUUCAUUCAAAAUCUGAGUUUUUAGGAUGAAUAAAUAAAACAGCUGAGAAAAUCAACAAAAACAAAACAAGUUGGGAACGUUUUGCCGCUUUCCGCUUAAAAAAUGUCAACAACUAACGAGGAAAAAACGACCGAACUGGAACAAGUGGCCAGUUUUGUGACAGCGGUGAAGAAACAUAUCUAUAAGUUCGACGGAACGUACUACAACGUUAAACCUGUGGUUCUGAAUCGGCUCUGGAUCAAGGUGGCCAACGAUAUCGGCAAUAGCAGACCAAGUUACAAGCUGACUCCGUUUGGGAUCAAAAUGCUGUGUCUCUCCAAGGAACGUUUCGAAACCGCGCGGGCCCACUUUUUUGCGAACAAUGUGGAGUUUUAUACCCACGAGAAACGAAGCAAGCGGCAACUCCGCGUCGUUGUCAGAGGAAUUCCAUCGGCUUCACCUGAAUACGUCAAGAAAAACCUCAAGAAAUCGCACAACCUGGAUGAUGCAGAGGUGCCGCCAUGAAGAAAAAAUUAGAGUUAGCCUCGUCGGAGGAAACCUCGUACAAUGUUACGUUCUUCAAGGGGUACACCAACCUAAAGCAGCUGAACGUCCGGAACAAGCGACCGAACGUGACCCAGUGCAGGAACUGCUUGCAGCUGGGCCUUGGAACCAGGAACUGUCACCUCAAUGGGGAGUGCAACAACUGUGGGGGUCCCUACAAGACGGACGAGUGCAAAGUCUAAGCUGCCCCAAGCGUGCAGGCGUCGGAACAAAAACUAUAGAUCGUUCCCUCCGCUGCCGGGCGCAGUCCCGGACGGAAAACCGAAAAAUCGCCCUCGACCCGCAGGAAGCAGCAAAGGAAGCACUGGCUCUACAGUUCGGCUGAGCUACGGCACAUUUUCUCCGAGUACAGCGCCAGACUCAAGACCUGCAAGACCUGCUUGGACCAAGUAACCCUUGCCAGUUACAUGAUAUGUAUUAUAUAUUAGAUGUUGAUCGAUCCUCGGGCCUAACCUGGUCGCAGCACGUAAGAGCACGUAAUAAAAAUAGGUUAUGAAUAAAAGACCUGCUGUGAUUCAAGCGAUCUGUAUGGAACCCGUUACUCACGAAACUGGGGAGACCUGAUCUGAAGUACAUCUCGGAUCGUCUGAUUCGUUUUGGCAUCGCUGACUGACAAUCGAACGGUUCCGGAUUGCUGAAGAGCCUCGUGAACACAAACGACUAACGAUCUCGGUCACAAUGUCAAAAUCCGGUGCAAUUUAUUUCGCGGGGAGAUUCAAGAGGGAUUUUUUUUCAAGAUUCAAGAGGGAUAUUUAAGCCGAUUAAGCAGGGAUAUUGUUUGGUAACCAUUAUCAGCUU